GUUUGAUGGAUUGAUAAAAAAGAAAGAAUCUUGUGCGCUUCUUAAGUGACUCUAUUGUCUCGAUCGAUCGAGGUCUCGUGCUCUACUCGCAUGCCCCAACUCCCAACCAACACGCAAAUUCUUGCUAUAGUAAAUAUCUAUAAUCAUAUGGUACGUGCAAUGGCGAAACCAACGUGGGCAGUGGUCGUGAUCGUGGUGGCACAGCUCGCUUGUGUGGAGGGCCUUGGUGUUAAUUGGGGAAAUCAGGCCUCCCAAAACCUGCAUCCUAGAAACAUUGUCCAAAUGUUGAAAGAUAACAACAUUACUAAGAUAAAAUUGUUUGAUGCUGAUACAUGGGUUGUCAAACAUUUCGCCGCGACAGGAAUUGAAGUCAUGCUUGGUAUUCCCAACAUACAUUUAGAGUCUUUGGCCGAUCGAUAUAGUCAUGCUAAGGCAUGGGUCAAGGCCAACCUCACUAGGCAUAUCCACCAAGGUGGUGUCGAUAUCAGGUACGUGGUAGUUGGUAACGAGCCAUUCUUGUCGGCCUACAACGGGUCAAACCUGCAGACGACUUUUCCCGCGCUAUGGAACAUCCAGAAGGCGAUAAACGAAGUCGGCCUCGGCGACAGAAUCAAGGCGACGAUCCCGCAAAACGCGGACGUCUACGACUCCGGCACCAAAGGCCCGUCGGCCGGUGACUUCCGCGCCGACAUCCGAGCAACGAUGAAGCAGAUCGUACAGUUCCUACGAGACAACAACGCGCCCUUCGUCGUCAACAUCUACCCCUUCCUCAGCCUAUCCCUCAACCCGGACUUCCCCAUCGAAUUCGCCUUCUUCAGCGGCGGUGCGCAGCCGGUCCAGGACGGGUCCAUCACGUACACCAACGUGCUGGACGCGAACCUCGACACACUCGUGUCGGCGCUGAAGAAGGCCGGCUGCGGAACCGUCCCGAUCAUCGUCGGCGAGAUCGGGUGGCCCACAGACGGCGACAAAUACGCCUCGGUCGAGCUGGCGAAGAAAUUCUACGACGGAUUUUUCAACAAAAUAGCAAUGACUAAAGGAACACCUCUUUAUAAAAACUCAAUUGAAUACUACCUUUUCGGAUUGACAGAUGAGAACCUGAAGAGCAUCGCGCCCGGCGAUUUCGAGCGCCAUUGGGGCAUUUUCACGUACGACGGGCAGCCUAAGUUCGCGGUGGACUUCUUAGGAAGGAACACGAACAAGAUGCCCGUCGCGGCGAAGGACGUAAAGUACUUGGAGAAGAAAUGGUGCGUCUACGUCAGCACCGGCGAGACGGCGGACGUGCUCGCGGCGAACAUGGACUACGCGUGCACGAAUGGCGACUGCACGGCGCUGAAAUAUGGAAGCCCGUGUAGUAAAUUGAGUAAUUCGUCGAAGGUUUCGUACGCGUUUAACAUGUUUUUUCAGAUGAUGUAUCAAGAUGUGGAGGCGUGUGAUUUCGGGGGGCUUGCGAAGAUCGUGACGAAGAAUGCCACGGUGGGGAAUUGUCUGUUCCCGAUCGCGUUGGACACCGAUUGGGCGUGGAGCGUCGCGGCGGAUGUGAGGUCUGUUUUUGUGGUGGGGUUGUUGGUGGUGUUGUUGUUGCUGGAGUUUUAAAAACUAAGCUUCUCUAUAUCUUGCGUAGUGUUGUUAGAGGAUUAUGAGAAUAACGUCAGACGAUUUUAUCGAUAUACAUAUAUAUUACUUCAUUCAUACAAUGAUUGUAUACAGUGAUUCGUGCUCCAUUUUUUGGACAUUC
Salvia splendens (bonfire salvia) is the source of this 1738-nucleotide messenger RNA. RefSeq names its product glucan endo-1,3-beta-glucosidase 8. Gene Ontology annotation, molecular function: hydrolase activity, hydrolyzing O-glycosyl compounds. The record is from RefSeq and is a predicted model, not a curated record. Gene Ontology annotation, biological process: carbohydrate metabolic process. NCBI's taxonomy places the organism in Eukaryota, Viridiplantae, Streptophyta, Magnoliopsida, Lamiales, Lamiaceae. The transcript has 2 exons. The coding region runs from base 91 to 1596 and encodes 501 amino acids.